AUGGAAUAAAAAAAUAAUAUUAUGGACGCAUUAUUUAUGUGGGCUUAUGAAUUUAAUAAUGAAGAUAAGUAUGAUAAAUCUAAAGAAGAAAUUCAAUCAGAAAAUAAAUAAUUAGAUAGUUUUAAUAAUUUUUUUCAUAUAUUUGAUUUUGGAUUGUCUUAUGAUCUUUCAUAUAUAGUAAUUUUCGAGGAUAAAAUCAGAAAAUAGAACAAUACAUCAAGGCGAAUAAAAGGAAGAUAAAGAAGUGAUUUAAGAAUAAAACUAUUAGAAGUGAAAUCAUGCAGAGUUGUAUUUUAAAGUAGUUUACUAUGCAGGGGAUUUUAUCAUAUAAACUUUCAUUUUUCUCGAGAUUCAAAUUUUCUAAUAUGUUAAGGAUAUUGGGAUAGUUAUUUAGUUAUUGAUAUUCAAUAAAAGAAAGAAUUCAUCUUUAAAAAUUUAGAAGAGUCAUGUUUUAUAUUUUAGAUGGAUACAAUCAGUAAUUUAUAUAUAUAGAGAAAUAAGAAAAUAUUUCAUGUAAACUUAGAGGAGCUAAAUGAAUAGUAGGAAAAAGAUAUUUAUAUUAGAUUCAAUUUCGAAAUCAUUUUAUAUUUCAAAUCAUUUUUAUUGAAAUUUGCUUUGAUAAGCACAGAAUUAUUUCAAUAUAUAAUAUAUCUUUAAAAUUAUAAAGUUAUUAAAUUAAGAAAAAAAUUUACUGAGAUUAGAACAUAAUUAAUCAUUUUUUAAAACUGUCUUAUGAUUGAAUAAGAAAAUAUCCAUGAAACAGAAUAUUCUACUAGAUUGCUACAUAGUGGGAAAUUAUUAAGAAGAAUUAAGAAUCUAUUUGCACAUUCAGGCAAUAUAUAUUAAGAUUAAAAUGGGAUUUUUAAAUAUUCAUUUUUAAAUAUAGAAAACCUGAAUAAUCAUUCUUAAAUUAAAGUAUUUGACUUCUUAAGAGGAAUUUCUAAAGAAAUAUUUUAUAGUAAUGAUACAUAAUAUAAAAAUGACUAUUUAAUUUCCAAGUUUUCAAAUUAGUUUAUCUUUACUAUGAUUUUGAGUGAUCUGUAAACUUAAAUUGCAUGCUAUUCUUUAAAAUGA
This is a messenger RNA of Paramecium sonneborni, 1074 nucleotides long. Lineage: Eukaryota; Ciliophora; Oligohymenophorea; Peniculida; Parameciidae. The record is from the annotation of a GenBank genome assembly.